CCUAGAAGAGGCGGAGGGAGAUCUGGAGGGAGGGAGGAAGUGAGAGUUUGCCGCCACUGGUUUGUAACCUUUACUCCGAAGGAAAAGUAUCAUGUGACUAACGGGCAUUUUUAUUUUCUUCUCGGUGCUGGGCUUCUCUCUUCUAUAGUCUCCAUUCUACUUUUAAGAAGAAUGAAGCAGUUGCCUGCAGCUACUGUUCGGCUCCUUUCAAGUUCUCAAGUGAUCACUUCUGUGAUCAGUGUUGUAAAAGAGCUAAUAGAAAAUUCAUUGGAUGCUGGUGCCACAAAUAUAGAUGUUAAGCUGGAAAAUUAUGGAUUUGAUAAAAUAGAAGUUCGAGACAAUGGUGAUGGGAUCAAAGCUGUUGAUGCACCUGUGAUGGCAGUAAAGCACUAUACUUCAAAAAUAAACAGUCAUGAAGAUCUUGAAAACUUAACAACUUAUGGUUUUCGUGGGGAAGCCUUGGGGUCAAUUUGUUGUAUAGCUGAGGUUUUAAUUACAACAAAGACAGCUGCUGACAACUUCAGUACUCAGUAUGCUUUAGAUAGCAGUGGUCAUAUAAUUUCCCAAAAGCCUUCACAUCUUGGACAAGGUACAACUGUAACUGCAUUGAAACUAUUUAAGAAUCUUCCUGUAAGAAAACAAUUUUACUCAACAGCAAAAAGAUGUAAGGAUGAAUUGAAAAAAAUCCAAGACCUUCUUAUAGCCUAUGGUAUUCUCAAACCUGAAUUAAGGAUUAUUUUUACACAUAACAAGGUAAUCAUUUGGCAGAAAAACAGAGUUUCAGAUCACAAAACAGCUUUGAUGGCAGUCCUGGGAACUAGCAUGAUGAGUAAUAUGGAGGCCUUUCAGCAUCACUCUGAAGUAUCUCAGAUUCAUUUGAGUGGAUUUCUUCCAAAGCUUGAUUCUGAUCAUUCCUUGACAAAUCUUUCAACUCCAGAAAGGAGUUUUAUUUUUAUAAAUAAUCGACCAGUACAUCAAAAAGACAUCUUAAAGUUAAUUCGACACUACUACAAUGAGAAAUGCCUAAAAGAGUCAACUCGUUCUUAUCCAAUCUUCUUCAUGAAAAUUGUUGUGCCUACAGCAGAUGUGGAUGUAAAUUUGACUCCUGAUAAAAGUCAAGUAUUAUUACAAAAUAAGGAAUCUGUUUUAAUUGCUGUUGAAAAUGUGUUGACAUCAUGGUAUGGAUCACUACCUAGUACAAAUUCUCGUGAAAAUAAUAAAGCAGAUGUUUCCUCAGUUGACAUGGCUGUUAACAGAACAAUACUAACAGAUGUGCAUAUUAAUGAAAUGGAAUCAUCUGGAAAUAGUUAUUCAAAUGUUGAUAUUUCAACUUUUUCAUUCCAACAUGAAAUGCAGAAUUGUGAAUCAGGAAAUAACACUGAGGUCUGCUUAAAGCAUCAGAUAACUUCUCGUGAUAAUUCUCAUGAUUUUGACAGUGAAAAUUGUAGCACUGAUAAAGCAAAUAAAAAUACAUGUCAGGAUGUCUUUAUAAAUAAUUUUUCUUCAUGUAAGGAUAACCAAGGCCAACAUAGUGAAAUGUUUACUCUAGAUGCUCUAAAGCACAUUCACUCUACAAAUGGUAGUGGAGACAGACCUAUUAAUGAAUUGGAAAAAAAUGAGGAAGCAACAGUAUCUGAAAGGUCUUUUGAAAUCUGUGCGGAUGAUUGGAGUAAGGGAAGUGCACUUAAAAAUCCAUUUGGAAAGAACAUUGAACCUGUGAAAAUUUGUGUGCCAACAGCAAAAGAUUUAACAUCUGAUGUAAAUAUAAAUUGUAAUCAACAAAGUGUUGAACAGAAGAGUCCCAGUGAAAGCCCCAGUAAAAAAAAAUCAAAUGUGAUAGAUGAUAAAUAUGGGCAGCUUACAGCCUAUGAUUUAAUUAGCAACCGAGUAAUUAAGAAACCCAUUUCAGCAAGAGCUCUUUUUAUUCAAGAUCAACGUUCAAAAUGUCUCAGUGAAAAUCCAAAGACCUGUGUAAAGGAUAUGACAGCACAAAUUGAAGAACUGUGGAAGACAUUGAGUGAAGAGGAAAGAAUGAAAUAUGAAGAAAAAGCUACUAAAGAUCUAGAACGUUACAAUAAGCAAAUCAAGAAAGCUACUGAGCAGGGGUUACAAAGAACACUAAAAGAUAAUGACGGGAAAAGAUUGAAACUAACAGCAGCACAGAAUCUGGCACAGAAACAGAAUCUGAAAACUUCAUUUUCUAAUCAGCCAAAGCUUGAUGAACUUUUUCAAUUGCAAAGUGAGAAAAGGAAAAACAAGGCACAAAAUACAAAAAUUGUACAGGUUCCUUUUUCUAUGAAAACCUUAAAAUUUAAGUAUGACAAGUAUAUGAAGGGUGACUUUCUUCAUAAAGAACAACUUUGCCUGAUUCACCAUUUAAGUUUUCCUGAUGCAUGGGUAAUUGGUUCCAAAACAGAGAUUAUGUUGUUAAAUCCAUACAGAGUGGAAGAAGCUUUACUUUUUAAAAGACUAAUUGAGAAUCAUAAACUUCCUGCAGAGCCACUGGAAAAUCCAGUGAUAUUAACAGAGAGUCUUUUCAAUGGAUCGCAAUAUUUAGAGAUCUUAAAUAAAAUGACAACAGAUGAUCAAGACUUCAGUGGUUCGAUCUAUUUCUCUGAUCCACGUCUUACAGCAAAUGGAUUCAGGAUAAAAUUGAUACCAGGAACUUCAGUUACUGAAAACCAUCUGGAAAUAGAAGGAAUGGCUAAUUGUAUCCCAUUCUAUGGAAUAUUGGACUUAAAAGAAAUCCUUAAUGCAGUGCUAAAUAAAAAUGCAAAGGAAGUUUAUGAAUGUAGACCUCGUAAAGUAAUAAAUUAUUUAGAGGGAGAAGCAGUGCGUCUUUCUCGACAGCUACCUUUAUAUUUAUCAAAAGAAGAUGUACAAGAUAUUAUCUAUAGGAUGAAGCGACAGCUUGGAAAUGAAAUUAAGGGAUGUGUUCAUGGUCGCCCAUUUUUUCAUCACUUAACACACCUUCCAAAAACUAUGUGAUGCUUGCUUACAAAUUAUUCAGUAAGGUGGAAUAUUUUGUUUUUUUCUUUUCCAUUAAGGAAUCUUUCUUCCUUUAAAACUUUAUAAUCACGUAUUAAGCAUUUUUUGUAUUAUCUUAUGUUACAAAUGAUUGUUUUAAUUAAGAUUCACCAUUUUGUAAACUGAAAUAAAUUACACAUAUGUAUAAAAAGUCUAA
Antechinus flavipes (yellow-footed antechinus) is the source of this 3184-nucleotide messenger RNA. RefSeq names its product PMS1 homolog 1, mismatch repair system component (gene PMS1). Gene Ontology annotation, molecular function: mismatched DNA binding; ATP-dependent DNA damage sensor activity; ATP hydrolysis activity. The coding region runs from base 172 to 2988 and encodes 938 amino acids. The record is from RefSeq and is a predicted model, not a curated record. Gene Ontology annotation, cellular component: MutLalpha complex. Lineage: Eukaryota; Metazoa; Chordata; Mammalia; Dasyuromorphia; Dasyuridae. The transcript has 13 exons. Gene Ontology annotation, biological process: mismatch repair.